Molecule: messenger RNA, 1461 nt
Organism: Pyrenophora tritici-repentis Pt-1C-BFP
Lineage: Eukaryota; Fungi; Ascomycota; Dothideomycetes; Pleosporales; Pleosporaceae
Product: UbiH, 2-polyprenyl-6-methoxyphenol hydroxylase and related FAD-dependent oxidoreductase
Molecular function (GO): FAD binding; monooxygenase activity
Source: RefSeq, a predicted model, not a curated record
AUGGAGUCCAAGCCUGUAGGGUCUUAUCCCAGCACUGGCAUCGACGUCCUUAUCGUUGGUACUGGCUUGGCUGGGCUUGUUGCCGCGCUCGAAUGCACGCGCAAAGGCCACAAUGUCCGCGUCUUGGAAAGAAAUGCGGACAUCAACACCGCGGGUGACAUGUACUUCAUGGGCCUUAGCGCAACCCGCUUCCUGAAGCAUUGGCCCGAGCUGCUAAAGGAAUACAAGAAGAUAUCCCUCCACAAUGCUUGGAUUGAGACAUUCAAGCACUCGGGAGAGGUAGUUAUCGGGCCCAAGAAGGUCGCGGACCGUCUGCGAGCGCAGGGACUGGACCCUGACACCCCGCCUGGCGAGUUCCAGAUGCGCCCGCUCGUCUACAAGAUGUUUGUCAAUGCGGUUGAAAACCUUGGUGUUUCUGUGGAAUUCAACCGCAGGGUCGUUGACUACUUUGAGGACGAAGAGACGGGCAAGGGUGGCUGCACUACCGACGAUGGCAAGCGCUACGAGGCCGAUGUUGUGAUUGCUGCCGAUGGUGUCGGUUCAAAGAGUCAAAAGUUGGUUGGCGGACAGGUGCGCGCACGACCCUCGGGCAGGGCCAUGUGGCGUGCUGCGUUCCCCAGAGAGGCCAUGGAGAAGGACCCUGAGGUCAAGGAGUUCUUCAAGAUGAUGCCAGGAAACGAGCCAAUUGUGAGGACAUGGCUGGGUCCGUCUACAUACGCGCUUACCUUGUCUCGCGAGGAUGUCAUGGUCUGGAUUAUGAACCACGAUGUGACUGGCACAGAAAAGGAGAGCUGGAGCAACACAAUCGACAAACAGGAAGUACUUGAUGGUAUGGACACGAUGCCUGGCAUGGAAAAGCACAAGUGGGCUCCGAUCUUCAAGAAGCUCGUAGAGACCACACCACCAAACACCAUUGUCAAUUUCGAGCUCCUAUGGCGCAACCCUCAGCCUAGCUGGACGUCUCCCGGCGCUCGUGUCAUCCAAAUCGGCGACGCCGCACACUCCUACCUCCCUGCAUCCGGCAAUGGCGCAACACAAGCAAUUGAGGAUGCCAUUUCAAUAGCUUCCUGUCUGCAGGUCGGCGGCAAGGAGAACAUCCCCCAGUCCGUUCGCGUGCACAUUCGAUUCCGUUUCAUCCGCAAUUCAUGCGCGCAGAAGCUCGGUUUCUCGAACGCAGAGCUCCUCCAAGAUACCGACUGGGACAAGGUCAAGAUCGACCCGCGCCGCGCUGCGCCUAAGCUUCCAGCGUGGGUAUGGUCUCACGACCCUGAAGCGUAUGUGUACGAGAACUACGAGAAGAGCGCUCAGAGUAUCAAGGAGGGCAUCGACAUGAAGGAUGAGGACAAGUUUGAGCCAAACUACCCCAAGGGAUACAAGUACGAGCCAUGGAGCAUUGAGAAGAUUAUGGACGACAUGAGGGCGGGCAAGCCAAUUGAGCUUGGCGCUGGUGAUUGGGAUUAA